This is a messenger RNA of Mesitornis unicolor (brown roatelo), 452 nucleotides long. Its product is annotated as diphthine--ammonia ligase-like. The record is from RefSeq and is a predicted model, not a curated record. Gene Ontology annotation, biological process: protein histidyl modification to diphthamide. Gene Ontology annotation, molecular function: diphthine-ammonia ligase activity. The annotation marks the transcript as partial. The transcript has 3 exons. Lineage: Eukaryota; Metazoa; Chordata; Aves; Mesitornithiformes; Mesitornithidae.
GGCAGACUGAUGAGUUGGACAGCUAUAUGUAUCAGACAGUAGGACACCGUGCCAUUGACCUAUAUGCUGAUGCAUUGGAUUUGCCACUCUAUCGUGGUUUCAUAAAGGGUACCAGUGUAAAUAUUGGAAGAGUGUAUACCACGUGUCAGGAAGAUGAGGUUGAAGACCUUUACCACCUCAUGAAGCUUGUUAAGGACAAAGAAGGAGUGGAGGGUGUAUCUGUGGGAGCCAUUCUUUCUGACUACCAGAGAGUUCGAGUUGAAGAUGUUUGCAGAAGGCUUAAUCUUCAGCCUUUAGCUUACCUUUGGCGUCGAAACCAGGAAAAAUUGCUUAAAGAAAUGAUAUCAUCUAACAUUCAAGCCAUAAUCAUAAAAGUGGCAGCUUUCGGUAUGUAUUCAGAUUCUGAGCAAUAUUGUCAGCUGAAACUCCUCAUGGACAAAUCUACAACAUAA